AUGGAGAGGAGAAAUGAAGAGAUAGAGGUUAUUCACUCAUGGUCGGCACCCAGGUCCCUCAGCACCAGUCUCAUGUACUCUUUUGCUCAGAGAGAUGACAUGGAAGUGCUUGACGAACCCCUUUAUGCAAAUUUUCUUCGGGUAACUGGGGUGGAGAGGCCCUAUCGAGAAGAACUUUUGUCAAAGAUGGACUCUGAUGGAAAUAAGGUGGUGAAAGAGAUUAUUUUUGGCCCUGGCCAGAAAAAAUAUCGGUACUGCAAGCACAUUGCUAAACAACGUGUACCUGGAUUGACAGAUGAGUUAAUGAAAAAAGGAAAGCACUUCAUACUAAUACGAAAUCCCCUUAAUAUUCUGCCAUCUUUUGAGAAGGUUGUGGCCCCAUCCUUUCUUGAGCUAGGGUUGGCUAGCUUGGUCUCUGUUUACAGUGAGCUGUGUGAACUAGGAAAGCCCCCUCCCAUUAUUGAUGCAACAGUGCUUCAAGAAAAUCCCGAGGCUGCCUUACAUGGUCUAUGUGAAGAUCUCAAUAUUCCAUUUCAAGCUUCUAUGCUGAAAUGGGAAGCUGGGCCAAAAUCAGUUGAUGGGAUUUGGGCUCCCUGGUGGUAUAAAAGGGUACAUAACUCAACAGCUUUUGCACCACCAAGAAAGUAUCCUUCGCCAUUCCCGUCAUCGUUGUAUGACUUGCUGGAGCAAAGUUUACCCUUUUACAACAUGCUGAGGCAUCAUGCAUUAAGGAGUCGUUAUUUUAUUAAAUCUCCCCAUCCCAAACUUCCAAAUUCGGCCAAUGAGAAGCUGCUUGUUUGGGUUGACAAUGAUAUUGUGCCCCGUGAAAGCGCGAAGGUUUCAGUGUUUGAUUCCGUUGUCCAAGGAGGUGAUGCUGUUUGGGAGGGAAUUCGAGUUUACAGUGGGAAGAUAUUUAAGCUUGAAGAGCAUCUAGAUAGGUUGUUUGAUUCAUCAAAAGCUCUAGCUUUCAGAAACAUGCCAACUCGUGAAGAGGUCAAGGAAGCCAUUUUCAAAACUCUCAUAAGGAAUGGAAUGUUUGAUAAUGCACAUAUUAGGUUGACUCUGACACGUGGGAAAAAGGUAACUUCUGGAAUGAAUCCAUCACUCAACCUCUACGGAUGUACCUUAAUUGUUCUUGCAGAAUGGAAGCCAUUAGUCUAUGACAAUACAAGAGGUUUAACUCUGGUGACAGCAACUACACGUCGUAAUUCACCAAAUAAUUUGGAUUCUAAAAUUCAUCACAACAACCUCCUCAACAACAUCCUGGCCAAGAUAGAAGGGAAUAACGCCCAAGCUGAUGAUGCCAUCAUGCUCGAUAAAGACGGUUAUGUGUCAGAAACAAAUGCUACAAAUAUUUUUUUAGUGAAAAAAGGCUGUAUAGUGACACCUAAUGCGGAUAACUGUUUACCUGGCAUAACUCGAGCAACAGUUAUGGAGCUUGCUAUUAAAGAAAAUUUGGUUGUAGAUGAACGCCGUGUCAGUUUAUCAGAGUUUCAUACUGCAGAUGAGGUGUGGACAACAGGAAGUAUGGGAGAACUCAGCCCGGUUAUCAGGGUUGAUGGGCGCAUGAAUCUGGCGUGCCUAUACCAGCUUACCAAGAGUGUUGAGAUAUAUAGUUCAAGGGUCAGGUCAUCUUGCCUUGAGACAUUUCCGCAGGAAAGGUGA
Fraxinus pennsylvanica is the source of this 1665-nucleotide messenger RNA. The record is from the annotation of a GenBank genome assembly. NCBI's taxonomy places the organism in Eukaryota, Viridiplantae, Streptophyta, Magnoliopsida, Lamiales, Oleaceae.